This is a messenger RNA of Magallana angulata, 702 nucleotides long. RefSeq lists its product as uncharacterized. Bases 50 to 574 code for a protein of 174 amino acids. The transcript has 5 exons. Lineage: Eukaryota; Metazoa; Mollusca; Bivalvia; Ostreida; Ostreidae. The record is from RefSeq and is a predicted model, not a curated record.
GUGUUCCUUACACAUUAAUCAAAAUAGUUUUAGAAUAGAGGCAGAUACAAUGGAUAAGUCAGUGAUGAUUUGCUUUGCAUUUGUGAUGCUAUUCCAACCAGUUGUACUUAAAUCUAUGCGGUUUUGUAAUGAAAUAGAUGGAACAUUAGCAUGCUGUACAGGAUACAAGUUGAACCCUGAACGAAAUGAAUGUAUACUUUGUGACAGUGGAUUUCGGGGGAAUAACUGUGAUGCCAAGUGUCCUUAUCCUACGUAUGGAGAAGAUUGUCAGUCUGAGUGUAACUGUAACAUAACUUACUGUGAUCAUGUCAACGGCUGUACAGUGUCUUCAGAAGAGAGUUUUUCAAAAGAGUUUAUCUACAAGACUGUCACAAAAGACCUUAUCAAUAAGGUCAACAUUAAUGAAAGUUCUUCCAGUGCCACAGUAGAAAAUACGACAAAUGUCUACUACCCGGCGAAGACACAAUCUAAAAGGAAUACCACUUUAUUGUUAGCUGUAAUCGGACUAACAGGCGUAUUUGUAAUCGUUAUUAUGAUGUACAUUCUCACAGGGUUGUUAGAAAAUUUCUUGUAAACAUAAACACAGUUUGAAAAAAAACAAUUACUUAUUCAUUUGCAUUUUGAAGUCAAAAUUGUAAAUAUAUUGAAUAACCAGAUUGUGUUUAUAUUUAAAGAUAAUAUACAAGUGAUUUUUUUUCAAUA